Messenger RNA from Antechinus flavipes (yellow-footed antechinus), 7978 nucleotides. It is a transcript of the gene ERICH3, whose product is annotated as glutamate rich 3. The record is from RefSeq and is a predicted model, not a curated record. The transcript has 15 exons. Lineage: Eukaryota; Metazoa; Chordata; Mammalia; Dasyuromorphia; Dasyuridae. Bases 924 to 5414 code for a protein of 1496 amino acids.
UAUUUUUUAAUGGCCCUUCCAACUAAGAGGUCAUUGGGAACUGAGAAGCUGUUCGGCAGGGAGAUGGGGAAGGAGGACAUAUUGCAGAAGGUUAAGGGGCCAUCUGAGGGAGAGUCUAGCUACCCUUCCAAGCUAUUGCUAGUAUUAUUCUUUGCAGACUCCCUGCUGCGGGUGGGCCGGGCUGGGAGCAGGGGCCAUCCCCAGUGCCGGGCGGGGGCCGGCAUUUCCCGGGAGACGCAGCCCCCGCCUUGCGCCUUCGGGGCUCCGGGGCUGAGCAAUCGGGGGCUGGGGCUGGCUUUCUCCCCAGAGCACCUGCCUCCAUCAGGCCGCCUUGUGCCCUCCCCGCUCGGUGAGGCUUCAGCCCCCUCUGCCCUCGGACCCUGGGCAGCCCGGGCCCUCGGCGGCGGGCAGAAGAGGGAACAGCUGUGUUUGUGUUUGCCUCGCAGGUGCCGGGGGAACACCGGCUCCCAGGCGCCCGGAGCUGGGGCGCACUUCUCGCUCGCCUCGCCUGGCCCCCGGAGCAGGGCUCCCCUUCCGCUUCCCUCCCCUCUCCCUUGGGGUCUCGGCUCCGUCAGGCUCCCGGUGGCCCCUGGAUUUUGCAGCUGCUCUGAGGCUCUGUCACAUGAGCACCUUCCCUUGCCCCCCCUCCUUUCCUUUCCUCCUCCCUUAGCAACGGGAAGGCUGUGGCUACCGGGGACCCGGCCUGGGGCCAGGAGGCUGCGGGCCGAGCGCCGGGCUCCGGGUGCGGGGCGCAGGGAGGAGCCGCCCCCCACGGGCUCCCUGCGGGCCGAGCUGAGCGGUCCGUGCGGGGCCUAGCGAAGGCCGGCCGGCUCCGCUACAGGUGGGGCUCCCGGCCCGGCGCCCCCCGGCCCGGCGCCCCAGCGCUUCCCGUUUUCUCCGCUGUCCACGAGCCCCCCGCAAACAUGAGCCGGCCUCAUCCGCCCGGGCCACUUUCAACAUACAACAGUCUAACAGACAAACAUCUUGUGGGCUACUUCAGCAAUAUAAGAAUCAGGAGGCAUCUUCAGAGAGCAGGGCUGAUCUCAAGAAGUGGAAGAAUACUCUCUGAGAAAGAAUACAGACAGAACAUCAUGAGGAAGGACCACCAAAAAUUCACCAGAGAAUACUUAGCUUAUGCUAUAUUCAAAAAGAUCCUUGAAAUGGAGCACAACUACCAAAUGGAGCUCAAGAGGCGACUGGAGGCCACUGCUCAGAAGGAACGUGUGCAGAGAGUCAAGGUUGGGCGCUCACGGCGGGCGGUCGAACAUUACAUGCCUGUGUUAUCUCCUCAUCCUCCAGUUGCUCCAAAAGCGAACCAUGGAUCAUGUGUUGUGAUUGAUCAAGUGUAUUCUAGUUCUUUGAAACUGGCUCUCCCUCGGCCAAAUACUGCCCCAGGAAGACCCAGCACUGCCCCCGCAAACAUGCAGCAACGGCCAAGUCGGCUGCAGCCGCUCCUCAGUCAUCCCACAACAGGAGUUAUGCUAAAGCCACCGUCAGUGUCCAGGUCAAAGCCGUCUCUGGCCGAGAGUGAGGGUCGAUUUCCCAAUGGGGGCGAAAGGUACAGGAACCCUUCAGAGCAUCCCCACGGAGUGGCUCCAUAUCAGUUGCCUAUUAUUAAUGAGUAUUUGAUGCCUGUGCCUCCACCGCCGUCCCCGAGAAAUGAAAAGAUGAUCAACAAAAGUCGGAUCGAGGCAUGGAGGAGAAGAGUCCGUCCAACCACAGCCCCAAACAUCCCGGAUCCUCACAGGGAUUCAGGAAGACAUCACAAAUCUCCUUUGCAUAGUAAUGCCUUCGUCACCAUGAUCUAUUGGGGGAAGAGUGUGCACUUGAAUCAUGACGACUUAAAUUAUAAAGACGAGAUCAAAAUUUAUCAGCAGCACUGCGGCGGGGAAAACCUUUGUGUCUUCCAAGGCAAACUCCUUGAAAAAGAGACAUUUCAGUUCAUUUCCAAGCGACACUUCGGCUUCCCCUUCAGCCUCACCUUCUUCCUGAAUGGGAUGCAGCUGGACCGGCUGAGCUCCUGCUGCGAGUUCAAGCAUCGGAGGGGUUCCAGGCUGGGAGGCAAGAAUGGAUACUUUGGAUUUGUGGACAUCGAUGGAGCUUCUCCGUGUUAUAAGUGCAUCAUUUCAAUGGGACUUGAUAAAAAGCCAUUUCCACCUCCAAAGAAAGAGAAAGAGAUGAUGGAGGUCAAUGAGGCCACUGUAAAAGAAGAGGCCACCAAAGUGAGCGAAAGUUUUAAUGAAGAAGUGGAGAAUGUGGGACCGACGCCGACGACUUGUUCGUCUCCCGAAGAUGAUAAAGUUGAAAAGCUCAUUGAGGAAGAGGUGGAGAGAGACCAGGAAAUAGAAAUAGCCAUUACUACAAAUAACACAGAAACCUCAUUUCGAGACGACUAUGAUGAAGAUUUUGAAGCCGAUGACGAGAAAUCAAAUGAGAAAGUUAAAGAAGAUGGACAGAUUGAUGAUCAAAUGAUUGGAAGGUCAAAAUCACCCUCAGAUGAUGAAAAAGAUAAUUUAGACAAUGAGAAGGAGAGUGAAACUUCAUUCCAGGAAAUACGAGAAACCUCUGAUUAUAUGAAGUACGAUAUUGAUGGAUGUUCAGAUAAUGACUUGGAAGAUGAUAAGCAAGCUAGGCAAACUUCCUCCUCAGGCUCAUCCAGAAGUAAUGCAUAUUCUAGUUCCGGUGAAGAUAUGUCUGAAAUGGGGGAUGGGAGAACCUGCAGUGAUCAAAGCCAAGAAGAAACUCAGCAAGAAAAUCCAUAUUUCAGGGAUGUGGAUGAAGAGGACAAAGUGGAAUACUCUCUUUCCCAGGAGGUCAUGGAUGAAAAGGAAAUUGAGUCCAAAAGGAUGGAUCCCGAGGGAAUUUCUGAAGAUCAAGGGGCAGAAUGUCAUUCUUCCUUAAAAGAGAUCCUUAAAAAAAGCACAAGUGGUGGGUGCAGAGAUCAGGCUUCUGGAGAAGGGAAAGAAGAGGAAGAGGAUGCUCGAUGGUCUUUGGCCAAGACUGCCAAAGAGAUGGAUGGUACAAUGGCAGGGCUUUCUAAGGUUGACGAAGGUGGUGAUCUCAAAUCAAUCCAAGAGAAAAUAAGAGAAUCAGCGGAAGAGGAUGAACUGCGCCCUUCUGAAGCUGAACUUAGUGACUCCAGCACAGACGAAGCGCAAGAAGGCUGGAGGAGUAGUCUGGAUCGCUCUCACAAAGAUGGGGACUUGUUGGCAGAAGAAACAACAGCUCUGGAGAUGGCUCUGGAGGAGUCCAAGCAUGUUGCACCUGAGGGAGAGCAGCUGAAGGGAGGAGAAGCCUUUGAGGGGGUCAUGAUACCCGAGUCCAAGAAAGCUGAACCAGAGGCAGGACUAGGGGGCCCCAGAACAAGGAAGAGAAAGGAGGAGGAGAAGGAGGAAGUAGAGGUGGGGGAGGAGGGAAAGAAAGAAGAGGAAGAGGAGGAAGCAGAAAAGGAGCAAGAGGAGGAAGAGGAGAGAGUUUUAGGGAGGGAAUGGAUGGUGGUCAGUGCUACAUCAGCACCUCGAGCUUUGGCUGAAGGGACAGACUUGACCAAAGGGAGGGAAGUCCCUAAAGUUCAUUGGGAAAUUGAGGAGACAGGAGCUAAAGGAGAAGAGUUCACAUCUAAGGAAGAGGAGGAAGUGACAGAGAGGACAAGAACAUCCCAAGUCAUGACUAUGGCAGCAUCUCCUGAAGAGGAGUCUUGGAAAGACAAAGGCUCAGAGAGAAAGGAGGCUGCAAUCCAAAAGGAGGAGGAUGUAGGGAAGACAAACAAGGAAAAGCAGGGAGGCCCAGAGGAAGUAAGGCAUGAAAGCAAGACAGCAAUCCACAGCAAAGAGAGAAUGGAAGAGAUGGCCAACCGAAAAGAAAUCGAAAAGCUCGAGGAGGAAGAGCCUGAAGGGGAGAGAGGAUGCAUAGAAGCUGUAAACCCAUCUAGGAAGGACAUGGCAGCUUGGAGAGAAGCGUCAGAGAUGGAGGAACUUAAGAACAUUAAGGAAACAAUUUUUAAGAGAAAGGAAAUGUACCCAGAGGAGCAGAAAGAUGGGGAAAAUGCAGCAGCUCUGAGGGGCGUGUCCCCAGUGGAGAAAGGAGCUGAAGGAGUAGCUGAUUUGGAAUGUGUCAGUAGGGAAUCUGGACCUCCCAAAGGAUCAAAGAAGGAGACAGCUGCUAUGGGAGAGGAAAUCAUGUCUGAGGAGGAAACUGGGCCACUGAAUGAAAUUUUGAGGGAACCCAUGUCCCAGAGGGAGGUGGUGAUGCCCCUGUUGAUAGCUGAAGAUGAGGAGAUCUUUGAGCCUUUGGAAGAAACCACAAAUGGAAAAGAAGAGACAGAGGAAAAGGAGUGUGAGAGAAAGAAAGGAGGAGAGAAGGGAGCGGAGCAUGGGGACAGGGCAGCGUUUCACAGAGAAAGGGCUGAAAAUGAGAGAAAACUGUCUGCAGGAGAAGCAGCCUCUGAAGUCAGGGAGGCCUCAGGGAAAGUGGGAAGUCCAGGGGAGAAGGAAGAAGCGGAAAGCGAGGAUGGAGACACCGGAUACAGAUACGGAGCCACAGGAGAAGCGACUUGCAGUGCAAAAGGGGAAAAUGAGGAGGAGGAGGAACAAGAGAUGGAAUUACCACCGGCCAGGGUGGGGAGGUCACUCAACAAUAGAGAGGGAGAGCCUGGAGACCAGGAGACACCUGAGGAGGAGAGCACCACAAAGGAGCCAAUUCUUCCUGAAAGGGUAGAAACCCUGGGGCAAAUAAAGGCGAAAGGGAGAGACCCACCAGCGAAGCCCCGCUCAGCUGCCCUUGAUGAUCUAGGGACGCCAGGAGAGGAAGCAGCUUCAGCACCAGGGACAGGGACACCUGGGAUGGAAGAAGCCCGGAAGGAUGGAGAAGCUGUUCCAGAAGGACGGGCUGGGAUGGCGGCGGCAGCUCCGGAGAGGGAGCCGUUGGCGGAGGAGGGCGACCCAGAAGAAAAUAGAGCCUCCUCUCCUUCAGAUGUUGCUGUGGGGGAAACUUGGCCCAGAAGGGACCAGCUAUUAAAGAAAACAGCAGCUGCAGGCAGUGGGGCAGUGGAGGAGGAGGGAAAUGGAGACUGGGGCCCAGCUGGAGAGGAGGCGGGAAGGAAAGUGGCCCCGGAUUCAGAGCCAGCCGCCAGGGAAAGGGCCCUCCAAAGGGCACUCGUGGUCCAGGCAAGGAGACGGGAUAGAAAUCAGAAGGGGGAGACAGUCAGAAGGGAGAGGGAGAAGGGCCAGGCUGCAGAGGCAGGGGAUGGUGAGGAGGAAUCCACUCUGGGAUCCCCGGAGCCAGGGCCCCCAAAGGGAGCGCCCGAGAGCCAGAGUCCCCAGGUCACAGAAACCAUGACUGUGGGAAAGAUGGCUGAAAUCAGAAGGAACCAAGACAGCUCUGCACCACGGGAAGGAACUGACCUCGGGAACUGACCCCGAGGACUAGAUGGCUUUAAACAUGUCUUCUGGAAAGCAGGAGAAGCAGAGGAGCACGUCUCAAUCGUUUUCGCUAGACUUUUAAAACACUAAGUGGUUUUUCUUCCUCUGAGUAUUACACACACACACAAACACGCACAUACACACACAUACACACACAUACACACACACUCACACAAUUAUAGAUUUAUGCUAAAUCAAAAUGCCAAUCUAUUCAUUUUUGCUGAUGCCCAACGUGACAAACUUUUCUGUUAACCCAGAGAAAAACUACAGGACUUGCAGGAAGAUAACUUGGAACAAAGUCUCCCUAAUGGAAUCUCUCUCUAAAUGUUUCCCAUCACUGACAUCCAUCCACUUUCUAAGUGAAAUCAUAUUUUAAAAUCAGUCCCUUUUAUCCUAAUGCUCCCCUAUGUUUUCUGUAAAAUUACCCUAUAGUUUUACGGUUAUGCAAAUUUUUUGUUGUUAAUUAAUGUCCUUUUCAAACUCAACUCAGGUGUCACCUAAGUGAAACUUGUGACAUGUCACUGCUAAAGACUUGACUUCUUGGUCUGUGAAAAUCAUGUCAAGGAGCCUCCCACUUCUAUUCCUCAAACACUGUCCAGUACGGACCUUUAGGAUGCAAUCCCUGGGGAUUGUCCUGAAAGCACAUAUUUGGUGGGAAUUAUAGGCUGAGAAGAUCCUUUCUUUCUGAUAAUGCCCACUGCUUCCCUCUAAAUGGGAAGAUUAUUUUUGAAAAGCGAUGUGAGAGAGACAGAGACAGAGACAGAGAAAGGGACAGAGACAGAGACAGAGAAAGGGACAGAGACAGAGAAAAAGAGACAGAGAGAAAAAGAGACAGAGUAUUUUUUAUUAUCCUUCUUCCCUGGAUAGCUGGCUAAGCUCUCAGCUUGCAGCAUUUCAUCUUAGGGGUUCUUAUUUCUGGAAACCAAUGUUGAAUCAAAAGAGCAUCUUCUUUAGCUCCAGAGAGCAGGGUAACUUUGGCAAUUAAACUGAGAGCCCAGACCAAGUGCACCCAGGCCCUAGUGCGGUCUGCUGUCGAUACCCCAAUGAAUGGAUGGUUGGGAUGGGUUGGCCCACUGUUCCCCGUUUCUGGGGUAGGAGUGUUGUACUAAGAACCUGCAUCAGUGAAUGGCAGCGGAGGACUUCCUCACCUGGGAGCACAUCUUAGAUGAGUGUGAGUGAUCCUCCCUCUACAGAAAGGGAGUCCUCUGCCCUCAGAGCAUUGUUCCUGGACUUGGGUACCUUUGCCUCUCUUCGAGCUGGUUUGCUAGAUUGAAGGAAGCACUAUCAGAAUCAGAGCUCGGGUUCAAAUCCCACUUUGGAUGUUUAUUCUCUGUAACCUCAGCUGAAUAAUCCCACCCCCAGCCUCAUAAUAGAAGGAUACAGAGUGGAUUUGAAUCCACAUAAAGUGGAUUCUUUCUGGAUUUGUGACCCUUGGGAUAAAAAGGCAGAUACAUUCUAGAGUGAAAUGAGAAAGUGCCGAGCUCCUGCAGUAGCAGAGGUGAUCUCCUCACUAUACAAAGUCCCAGAUCUGGUCCAAGACCAAACCUUCCUUCCCUAAGUCCCCUCAUCUCAAAGCUCCCCCUAAAAAUGGUGGUGAAUGUCCCACAAAAACGCCUCAAGCAAGUGCUAGCUGGACCUAAGGCGCCGAGGACCAGGAUUCCUAUUCUGGUUGGCCCUUUGGUGCUUGAUAGAGAAUUCCCUAAGGAAGGCAGUCAUUGAGCACUUACUGCAGAAGUGGUCUCCCCCUUUGGCGGGGUGUAGGGGAGAUUUACCUAAUAGGUCAGAGGGUGAAGUUGGGGCUUUGAGGAUGUGGGGAGGUCUCCGGUAGAACCAGGAGGAGAUUCUGGGAUAGUGGAUGUUGUUUUCUUCCCCUGCCCUAAGUAAACGUAAGGAGCUGCCCUGGGAGAUGGGAACCCCUGAUCUAACAGGCAUCGUGCACAGUCUGUAGCAGCACCAGGUCACAAGGGGCACGUUUUCGUCUUCAGGGUAGGACACGCUCUGUCUUAAUGAGCCUCACAUCGGGCUUCUCCCGCCCUUGUUUCCUGUCUCUGCCCUUUGCUUUGACAGUGUCUUCAUGGAUUGUAUAAGAAUAGGUAACAUUUCCUGCACUGAGCAGCGCUUUUUGCCUGAUGGGUGCGAAGGAUGAGGAUCCGUACAAGGGCCUCGUGGCAUCCGAGUCCCGUCUGUGAAUUUUCUCGUGGCACGUUGGCAUUGUUGGGCGGGGCCUUCCAGCGGGCAGAAAGCGGCAGGAUCGCCCCUCAGCUGCUGCUUGUCUCCAGUGUUCUUCUUUCUUUAAAGCACCAAUAAAGAAUUUGCUGAAGGAUGGCUUUGUGGAUGGCCUUGACUGAUAAAGGAGGUCCUGCAAUGCAAGCCUUGGUGCAGAAACUUCCCAAUGUGGAGCAUCUUCCAGCCGGAGAGCUCACAGCUUAACCUCCAGGGAGGUUCUACUCUCAUCCCCGCCCGCUCUUCCUGCCUCCUUUAAGGUGCCCCGGACAGGCCGGAGACUUCCCUUUAGAUCUAUUGCUCAAAUAAACAUUGUGUUCACCGUGUGCACAUCA